Molecule: messenger RNA, 450 nt
Organism: Colletotrichum scovillei
Lineage: Eukaryota; Fungi; Ascomycota; Sordariomycetes; Glomerellales; Glomerellaceae
Exons: 2
Coding region: 1-450 (149 amino acids)
Source: RefSeq, a predicted model, not a curated record
AUGAAACUAUCAACUAUCAUCGCAGUCGUCGUCGGCCUCGCUGCCACCAGCGUCAACGCCCAAUGGUACCCAGCCCGCAACUGGACAAACUGCAUCGCUGCCACCGGCGGAAACGGCACAAAAGGCAUCAGAGAAGCCCACGCCUUCUUCAACGAGGCCUGGGGCCGACCCCGCCUCCGUAUCCAGGCACAGUCGUCCUAUGCCGUCAUCUGCUACGGCCUCAUUUUCGGCAUCGUCAAUGACGACAAGAUGGGCUGGUUCGAGGCGGCCAACGAUCGCGACAUAGUAGCUCUCGAAGACCCUGGUACGGCGAGUGAGUGCAAGUGGUACCCAAGGGCGCACGAAUUCACGCGUUAUUACUUCUUUGGGAGGGAUAGGGAGUGGAUUAUGGAUAAUCGAGCCUAUAUUCGCCGAUGCAACGAGGUUGAAAGGCCUAUGGAGGGUACUUAA